Manacus vitellinus (golden-collared manakin) is the source of this 12243-nucleotide messenger RNA. RefSeq names its product ATP binding cassette subfamily A member 13 (gene ABCA13). Gene Ontology annotation, cellular component: membrane; intracellular membrane-bounded organelle. Bases 19 to 11814 code for a protein of 3931 amino acids. The transcript is spliced from 56 exons. Lineage: Eukaryota; Metazoa; Chordata; Aves; Passeriformes; Pipridae. The record is from RefSeq and is a predicted model, not a curated record. Gene Ontology annotation, molecular function: lipid carrier activity; ATP binding; ABC-type transporter activity. Gene Ontology annotation, biological process: lipid transport; transmembrane transport.
AAGGAAAGAAAAGAGAAUAUGGGGCACAUUGUACACCAAUUCAAGGCUCUGUUUUGGAAAAAUUGGCUCUGCCGUGUGAGGCAACCGGUCCUAUCUCUCGCUGAAAUACUGUGGCCAUGUGUGCUGUUCUUGAUUCUAGCUGCAAUCCGCUUCCAGGAGCCCCCAAAAUACAAGGAAAACUGUUACUUAGAAGCUCGUGAUUUACCAGGUCGGGGCCUUUAUCCUUUCAUGCGAACCCUUUUCUGUAAUGUUGGUUCAAGAUGCAAGAACACUAGUUACACAGCACAGGAAAACAACCACUUUCGCACUCAAAGUGGUCCAGAGAAAGUCACCGGACCUGAUCUAGACUUCAUGAGAGAGAUAGAAGAACUUGCAAAGGAAUUUAUUGAUACUACAGAGAAAGCCAUGGCUUUAGAAAAACUGUGGGAAGAAAACUCAAGGUUUUCAGGGCUCCAUAACAUCACCACUUUUCUUUCUAUGGAUUUGAAUGAAGCAGAGAAAAUGAUUUCUAGAGCAGAAAAUCUGUACAAACAGCCAUAUUUCUGGAACUUUCUGCAUUCACUCCCUCGUCUUGAACUGAACAGCUUUUUUACAGAAGAUGAGUUAGCUUCCAUAGCAGAGUUUCUAAAGAUUAUUCAAAAUACCUUAGCAUCAUUGAAGGAUUUAGCUAUGAUGCCGUUAGGCCAAAAUUUCUAUGAAGUGGUGAAAAUAGCACUGAAUUUAACUGUUGCAUCAGUACAAGAUAGGAGCUUAGAAGGUUUUCAAUACAAUCUUUCUUUUGGAGAUGUUUUGUGGAAUCCACUUGCGGUGAAAGCAGAACUUGAAUCCAGGUUUGGUUUUGACGGUCCUCAUGUUGAGAAGCUGCUAAGUUAUACAGCACAAUUAACAAAGAUUCCCACAGGAGAGACACUGGAGCAGUUUGUAUGCUCUGCUCUGUCCAGUGUGCCAGAAGAUGAAGCAAACAAAGAGAAUAAUGGACAGGGCUGCAUUUCUGCACGGCAUGAGGCCAAACUGUAUCUUGUUCACGCUGUCAGCAAGCUCAGACUUUAUACACAGAUAAUUGAGCAAUGGCUUAGCAGCAGCAGUCUCCCUCAGAAUCUCCUUUUGGAACUUAGAAGACUCAUAGCUGAUUUAGUAUCUCAGUUUCUAGAUGAAAGGGAAGCCAGGAAACUUUUUUCAGUCAUAAAUACCCUGAUCCAGCAAUGGAAUGAGAAAUCAGAUGCCUACUUUUCAGAAGGAUAUACUGCAUCUCAUGAUUGGACUUUGACAUCUUUCAAAGAGUUUUUGAAGAGAGAAGAAAACUUAAGGAUUUCUGGUGAAAAGGAAACAGAUCAUCUUUUUCAUCUUGUAGAAGCCAUAGAAGAAAUUAUAAUGUUUGAUUCCUCAGCUUCUUCAAACCAGUCUCUAAUUGAAAACGCCUUGAAUAAUAUAAUAAUAUGGAUGAAAAAUUUUGCUCAGGGGGAGGAAUCUGUCACCAAUUUCUCACUUGCAGUUGCUGAACUCCAUAAUGAGCUACAAAAAGAAUUCCAGCCUCUUCAGAGGUUCUGGUCAAAAAAGAAGACAGAAGUUUUAUGGCAUAUAGUUGAAAUUUUCUUCUCUGAACUUGGUUCUAGUCUUUCUCAUAUGAGUCAAGUGGAAGAGGAGGAGGUAAUUGAGAACUUAUCUAGAAUUAUAUCUUCCAUUGCAGAAAAUAAAAUCCAUAGUAGAAGUAUGGUGUUGCUACAAAAUGUCCUGACUGACUGGUCAGAGUUAAAUGUUACUACUUUGAACCAUUUAAAACAUUUAAGUGAAAACUUCCUAAGAAAUCUCUAUGAAGUUGGAUCAUUGUCUAGUGAUCAUGUCAAUGUGUCUUUCACCACAGUUCCUGGAUUGAGUAAUACCUCCUCUUUAUUUCUCUCAAAUGCAACUUUUAUGUCUAAGAUACAAGAAUUAGGAGAUAUUGUGCAUGAUUUCCUCAAAAACGUCCAGAAGUUAAACAAUACUAAUGUGGCCUCACUUGUUCCAAUAAUUUUCUCUCUGUAUCAGAAUGAUGAACUGGUCUUAAAUAUUCAUAACAAUAGCACUCUGUUAACAUUUCUUUAUGAGACUUCAAAAAAUAUGUUAUCUUUUCAAGUAUGGCAUGAUUUCCAAAAUAAGGAUCUAGUUUUUGAUUUUCUGUCUGAAACUUUUGACCUUCUCUGGAACCUCACCAGUAAGUCUCUGUGUGAAAAGUUACUAUUAUUUUACAACUACACAGAGUUUCAGGCCCAGUUUGUUGCACAGAAUGGAAAAAAAGAGAUGCGAGUGGUCUAUGGCACUCUGAGCAGCCUUAAAAUUUUAUUUAUAGAUGAAGAGCUCCGAACAGCGGCCUUUUGUUAUUUGGCUGAGUUUCUUGAUAUCUCUCAAGAAUGCCUGGUCAAUAAUGGGUGCACUGAUUUUUAUCUAGCAAAUAUUACUUCUGCAGAUCAUUCAGCAGAGGUUUAUGACUUACUUCUGCUUCCAUUGGACAGUGUCCUGUCUAAUCUAACAAACUUGGGAGAUAACAUAAGUGUGCUAUCUGCUUUGCACUGCACUUUUACAUGGCUUCAAAUGUGGACAGAGAUUUUUGAAGAAGCAUCUAAAAUCUUAAAUUUGAAUUCAACCUUUUUUGUGUGUCUAAGAAAUGAUUUGGCAAAUCUCUCCCAAAGUCUUCUAAAUGCAACUCAUGACCAGCUAUGCAAUAAUACAGCUAUAGAUAUUCUUGAGUCUACAAGAGAAGCAAUGAAGAUAUUAAAAGUUGUAUUUCAAGAAGGUGGUAAUUUAAAUGACUGGAAAGAUUUUGAGGCUUUCCUUGCUAGUCUUCAAAAUGUAUUUAACAAUGCAUUUGAUGUCACAAGCUUGCUUAAAGGCAACAGUUUAGAAAGUGUUUUAGAAAUGAUGGGAGUCGUGAUAACUGAAUUGCAGAAAUCUAUACUGAAGGUUGUUAAUGGAGAGUUUUUGAAUUCUUGGCUUGAUAUUUUUAUCUCAGGAGAAUCUGAGGGUGAAGAUAAGGGUGUGGGUGUAUUUUCCAUUGGAAAUUCCCUUUCUACUAUUCUCAAGCUCUCACAAAAGGAACUUGAAAUUAUUCUUACUGAGAUAAAUGACACAACUGCUUUUUUAAAAAGUGUACCUCGAGACAAAUAUAUAGUUUGUAUCAGCAUUUUCCAGAAUAUUACCAAACUAAUUUUGAACAGUGGUCUGAAAAACCAUUUAUCAGUGGAACUUUUGUCAGAAAUUCAAACUCUUCUGAAAAAUAGAACUUCUGAAGUUCAAGAAAACAACUUCUCUCAUUCAGACAUUGAGAUUGAACCUUUCUUACAUGAGAAAAAUAUCAAUUUGGUGAUGGAGUUCUUUCAAAAUGUGAUUAGAAAACUUGACUCAAACUUGCAGAGUGAACACAAAACAUUUCCGCAGAAACUGGUAGAAACAGCAGCUCUAAAUAUUGAACUGGUAAGAAAGGCACUUAAAAUUUUCAAGUCUCUCACUUUUACUGACUUUCCAUUAAGAGAUGAAAAGGACUUUCUAAAGCAUAUGGUAGCCUUGGUGCAAAACAUGAGAAACAUGGAUGUUGAGUUCCUGACAAGUAGAUUCAAACAAGUCCAGAGGAAUAUAGAUAGUUUCUUUAAAAAUAUCAAACCUUUUUAUAUUGAGAACUCUGAGUUAGGAACUUUAACAGACUGGUGGGAUGCAUUUGAGAACAUUUCCUGUCAUUUGAACCUGACUGGCUUAUGGCAAAUAACACAAUUUUUUGAACAGGAUGAGCUCUAUGAUGUAGAAGAUGUGUUCAACCUCUUCUUUGAUGUCAUCAGCCUUAUGGAAAGAUUAGCCCAUGGAAACACUACAGAAGCACUACCUGAAAUAUAUGCUUUCAUACUGACUCAGGAAGAAAAAAUGCCAAUGUUUACUGAUGAGGAGUUCUCUAAUCAAGUAGAAGGUCUUCUAAUGUUAUUGGAGUCACUGGCAGACAUAUCUGAUAAACCUGCAGAGGUCUCUGACUGUUUUUCUGCAGCAUUCUGCUGGACUCUGACAACAGCAGCACCUCAGAAUGAUCCCACUGUCAAACCUUGUGACUUUGUGCAUAGCAAUUCUUCUCUUAGUUAUAAUGCAGUCAUUGAAGUCAUUAAGGAGCUUAAACUCAUCACUCUGGAGGACAGUUUCUCUUGCUCUAGGGAAGACUUUCUGAUGGAUAUUUCUCUCAAUCUGACUUGCUUUUUUCAUCAGAUCAAAGAAUGGAACUCUAUUCUUUUGAAGUUUUCUGAGGUCCAUCAUUUAAAUGGCUCAGUUCUCAAAGAGCUGCUAGAUUUUUGGAACGAGCUAUCCCUUUAUGCUGUGCCACUGCAUGUGAAUAAUACAUAUACAAUCAAUUGUUCCUCCACACCAAAGAGCCAAGUAGCUUUACAAAUCAUUGAAAUACUGGGCAGUGUUUCAGUGGUAGAAAUGGAGAUGGCCAAAGAUCUUCUGGAACAUCUUUAUGGUGGCCUAAGUUGGAACAGACAUUCAAGAACAUCACUUAAGAGUGUUCUUACUAAUGUUAAGAAUAUGACCAGUGAAGUUUCUCGACUCCUGAAUACAGAUGCUGUCAUUUCUUUUCUUUCUGUAAUUCAGCCUCUAAUGACACUGUCAUCUGUUGGAAACCAGACAUACUCAAUGCUCAUGAUAAUAUCUGCUUUAAAUGAAAAUAGCAAUAUAUCUGAUAACUUUGAGAACUUCUGGUUUCCUCUAGUUACAAGCAUAGAAAAUUUAUUGGUGAAUUUUAGUGUUAAACAGUUACUUGUGGUGGUAGACCAAGGGUUUCAAUUACUAAAGUUAGCGACUGGACAGUCCUCUUCAGUGGCUCCUGAUGUUUUAAUACAGUGGUUUAAGACAUCAUCUGUAGAUGCUAUAUUAAGAAAUUUUGAAGAUAUGCAAGGCAUUGUGAAGAGCUUUCUAUGCGAGUGUAACAAUAAAAAUUAUACUAAAAUAAUACAUGCUCUAAUUCUCCUUAUGACUAAUGAAAGUUCAUCAAAUGACCUACUGCUGGCUGUCAAAGACAUUAUUCACUUUCUGGAACUUUUCCAAAAUAAGUCUAAGGAAGACUACACUGGUACGUUGUUUGGUGACGGUCAUCUCAGUGGAGAAAAACUGAAUCAUAGUCACUCUGCUACUUCAGUUUUGCUAAACGGUCUCCUUCAUAUGAUUGCUGAUCUUGCUGGUAUAAAAGAAGAAGCCUCGCAUACAAACAAUACUGAGCUUCAGAUAGUUGACUUCAUUGACUCAUUUUUUUAUAACGCACAAUAUGGAGAAGCUUCUACUCACUCCCAAAACAGAACUCUGGAGAUCAUGCAAGAGAUUUUGCAAGUGAUAUUUCAGUCUACUGCAGAGCAUGACAGGAACAAAAUAAGACUAUUACUAAAGGAUUUGCAUAAGGAUUUAAUGGCAGAAAUGAGAGCAUCUAAAAUCUGCAAGAUUCUUCAGGAACAUUUAUACCCUGAUAGUGUUCUACUAUUGCAGAAAUUGCAGUUUACCAUUUUGAGUAUUCUCAAAAUCUUUUCAGAAGAACCAGUUGUCUUUGGCAACAUUUUCUGUGUCAUUACAAAGUGUAAAGAUGGAUUACCAAGUCACUUGCUCCCUGCUAUCAUUGAAGGGAUCACUGUGGUUCAAGAUCAUUAUCAGGAUGUUGAAAGAUUGUGGCCUACUGUCAACAAGGGGGAUUGCAAGAGUAUGGCAUAUAUAAACCAAAAACUUUCCCAUACUUUGGAGACCUUCCAGGAAGCCUUGCAGAAUACCAGAAAUGACAGCUGUGAAUGUCAGCUAGUUUUGGGGAACAUACAGAGACAACUGCAAAUGACAAUAACUGUUUCUUCUUCAAAAUUCAAAGAUGUGAAAGUCAAAGAGUAUGUGCAGAAUCUUACUCAGCUGAGGCUUGACAUUGGUUCUUCUGUCAAUAUUUCAGAAGAAACUGUCAAUACCAUCUUGGAAGCCAGUGUCUCUCAUUCAAAGGUUUUUUAUAGUGCCUUUGUGGUAGCUUUAACUGGAAGAUGUGAUGAAGAAGUACUUAGCCUGCUGCUAAAGCUGCCUGAAAACAGUAAAACUUCCCUGGUAGUGGAAGAAUUAUGUUCCUUACCAGCACUGGACUUGUAUACCAUGUUUGUACUGAUUAUACAGAAUUUAAACUUACGUCACAUCAUUUACAAGAUCCAGAUACCACCUGAGAUAGGCAGUGUGCUAAAUAUGCUACUGGAUGUGGUUUCUAGUAUCAGCUCACUUCUUGAUAAAGUCCACCAUGUCAUGAAAAAGCUUCCAGUGUUCCUCCAAGGAAUUAAAAAUAUUGGUGUACUUGACAUCUCUGCAUUGCAGCAGUUUUUGCAAGGUGGGCAGUUCAGAAGUUCAGCUGUUGGAUCCCUGGAGUCUGUAAUCAAGGCAGUGUGUAAAGAAGAAUCUCCAUUUUUCAGCAAUGCAAACCUGUUCAUUGACAUGCCCAGAGACAUGGGACUCUUGGAAGACAAUAUGGCAAAAUAUGGCAUUCCUGAAGAUUCAACUCCUUUUUGCUUGAAGCUUUAUCAAGAGAUUUUGCAGUCUCCUAAUGGGGCUUUGCUAUGGACUUUCCUGAAACCUUUGUUACAUGGCAAGUUACUAUACAAUUCAAAUAUCAACAUGAUUGACCUGGUGAUAGAGAAGGCUAAUUUCACUUUUGGUUUUGUGGAACACUUGAAGACUUAUUCUGAGACAUGGCUUAGGAUGUCUGAGAUUUUUAAAACCAGUGGAAAUGUCCUCACAGUCUCACGACUGCAGGAAGCAUUGCAAAGCAAUUUCAUAAAGCACUUCAUAGAAAGUAAUUUGGAUAUUGACAUGGAAAAACUGCUAAAAAAAAUGCAAACAUAUGAAACCAUGAUGAACAAGAUGCUUAACAGCUCAGCAAGUAAACAGAUUGACCUGUUGUCACAGCUUGUAGUAAAUAUCUCUUCCUGUGUGUUACUGGACCGUUUCCAGCCUUUUGACUCUGUGGAAAAAUUGCAGGAGAAGGCUCAUGAACUCAUGCAGCAAAAUAAUCUUUUGGCUAGUAUCAUCUUCGAUACACCGAAGAACAAGAGGCAAGAUUCUAGUAAUGGCCUUCCAAGACACAUUUCAUAUACAAUUAGAACCAGUGUUCUCUAUAGCAUGAGAACAGAUUUGAUUAAAAACCCAACAUGGAAGUCCCAUCCCCAGAAGUUACCAGCUGAUGGGUUUAAGUACAACCAUGUCUUUAUUCCUCUUCAAGACAUGAUUGAAAGGGCAAUUAUUUCAGCACAGACUGGGAUAGAUACCUCAGAGACAGCCAUUCAGGUGCAAGCCAUGCCUUACCCUUGUCAUACCAGUGAUCUAUUCUUGAACAAUAUAGGGUUUUUCUUCCCACUUAUGAUGAUGCUAACAUGGAUGGUUUCAGUUGCUGGUAUGGUUCGCAAGUUGGUUUAUGAAAGAGAAAUUCAUCUUGAAGAGUAUAUGAAGACAAUGGGUGUACAUCCAGCCAUUCAUUUCUUUGCUUGGUUUCUUGAGAAUGUCAUUGUACUCACAAUAAGCAGCUGUGCUCUGGCCAUCAUUUUAAAAGCAAGUGGUAUCUUUGCUUAUAGCAAUGGCUUCCUCAUCUUCCUUUUUCUCCUGGAAUUUGGAGUCACAGUUAUUAUGCUAAGCUAUUUCUUGGGAGUGUUUUUUAGCAGUGCCGAUACAGCAGCUCUGUGUGCCAGCCUUGUCUAUAUGAUCAGUUUUUUACCCUACAUAGUUUUGUUGGUCUUGCAGAACCAACUGAGUUUCAUCAUCAAGAUUAUAAUGUGUCUUCUUUCUACAACUGCCUUUGGGCAAGGAAUAUUUUUCAUUACACACUUUGAGGGCCAAGAAAUAGGAAUUCAGUGGAAUAAUGUGCACCAGUCAAUGGCACAAGGAGGAUACAUGACCUUUGGAUGGAUGUGCUGGAUGAUGUUCUUUGACUCCAUCUUGUAUUCUAUAGGUGGCUGGUAUUUCAGCAAUAUUAUUCCUGGAAAAUUUGGAUCAAAACACCGAUGGUACUUUCCCUUUACUGUUUCCUACUGGAAGAACCUGUGUGGUGCAGAGAGGAGGAAGAGACAUUAUCUGAAUUCUAAUAUGUUUUUCUUCAAUGAAAACUUCCAAGAAAAAGAACCAGCACCUCAAAAUUGGAAAGGCCCUUGCACUGAAGGAGCCACCAUUGGUGUUGUGCUGCUGUCUCUCACCAAAGAGCACAUGGAUGGCCAGAAGGCGGCUGUUAAAGAUCUCAGCCUCACUUUCCACAGAGGGCAGAUAACAGCGCUCUUGGGACCUAAUGGAGCUGGCAAGACAACAGUUAUAUCACUGUUAACCGGUCUGUAUCCACCGAGCUCUGGUACCAUUAUGAUUGAUGGAAAGGACAUACGUACUGAUUUGGCUGCCAUCAGGACAGAGCUGGGUGUUUGCCCACAGUAUGAUGUGCUGUUUAACACACUUACGGUGCGAGAGCAUCUACUGCUUUACGGAUCAGUGAAGGCACCCGGAUGGACGAAAGAACAGUUGAAUGAGCAAGUCAGUGGAGCUCUGGAAGAUGUGAAUUUAUCCCAACAUCAGUACAAACCUGUUGGAGCUCUUUCUGGGGGAAUGAAAAGGAGACUGUCAAUUGCCAUCUCCUUUAUUGGAAACUCAAAGACAGUUGUUCUAGAUGAGCCCACCAGUGGAGUAGAUCCAUGUUCUCGCCGUGGUAUCUGGGAUGUUCUUCUGAAGUACAAAGCUGGUUGCACACUGAUCUUUACCACUCACCACCUCGAUGAGGCAGAGGUGCUCAGUGAUCACAUUGCCAUUCUGCAGCGUGGCCAGCUGAGGUGCUGUGGUUCUCCCUCUUAUCUUAGAGAAACAUACGGCCAGGGACACAGUCUAACGCUCAUAAAAAAGCCCUCUAUGUUUGAAAUCCAGGAUCCUAAGCAUAUUGUUCGGGUCACAUCUCUGGUACAGACUCAUAUUCCAGAAGCCUUCUUGAAAGAGAACAGUGGGACUGAGCUGACCUAUGUGAUUCCAGAAAGGGCAGAUAAGGCCUCUUUUAAAGGUCUUUUUCAAGCUUUAGAUCAAAGCCUUCAGCAUCUACAUGUGACUGGCUAUGGCAUUUCUGACACAACUUUGGAAGAGGUGUUUCUGAAGCUUCUGCAAGACUCAGAGAAGAUGCCCUGCAUUCCACAGGCAGCACACCAGGACCAUAAAAAUUGUAUUGAAUCAGUCUAUAUCUCACUUACAAGGGCUGCAAGUGUGUGUGGAGCCCAUCUUGUUCUCCCACAGAGUGUUGCUCUUCUGAUGAAGAGGUUUCACCACAUUAGGCGUGACUGGAGAGGAAGCCUCUCAAAUGUGCUGCUGCCUGUCCUCUUUGUUGCACUGGCAAUGGCCUUGUUUAGUGUGAAGCCACUGGCUAUUGAUUAUCCUUCUCUCAAGAUGACACCAAACCUUUAUGACAAUGCAGAAUCCUUCUUUAGCACUGAAGAUGAUAACUUAGAAAACCUUUCUCAAGUUCUACUGGGUUAUUUCUCUGAUUGGAACCACACGUGCAUGCAUUCACAACAACGAAAAAAUAAUUCAUGUUGGCAGAUGGAAAAUAUGCCACCCCAGGACUCAUGUGGAUGUGUAGCUGGACAGGAGAUGUGCCCAAGUUUCAAUACCUCUGCUCCUUAUGUAAAGAGCAAGAAAGGACAUAUUUUAUAUAAUCUUUCAGGGUUCCUUGUGGAGGAGUAUUUAGUGAGGCCUUCCAACAAAACAAGAUAUGGUGGUUGGUCUUUUGGAGGGAGGAAAGCACUUGAACUUCAAGAUACGAAACUGAAUAAAACCAAAUCUCAGCCUCUGGCUAAGGUGUGGUAUAACCAAAAAGGUUUCCAUUUGCUGCCAUCCUACUUAAAUGAACUAAAUAACUUCAUUCUGUGGAUGAAUUUACCUCCUAGUGUGGAUUGGAGAGAGUAUGGGAUAACUCUCUACAGCCAACCAUAUGGAGGAGCCUUGCUGGAUGAGGACAAAAUAAUGGAGAAUGUUCGUCAGUGUGGGGUAGCACUGUGUAUUAUGCUGGGGUUUUCUAUCCUCACUGCAUCCAUUGGAAGUACCAUAGUGAAAGACAGAGUAUCUGGCACUAAACGCUUGCAGCACAUCACAGGCCUGGGUUACAAAACUUAUUGGCUUGCUAACUUCUGCUGUGAUAUGCUAUUUUACAUGGUUCCAGUCACCCUGUGUAUUGGUGUUAUUAGUGCCUUCCAGCUAUCAGCCUUCACUUUCCGGAAGAACUUGGUGGCCACUGUUCUCCUGCUGAUACUCUUUGGAUAUGCAACUUUACCAUGGAUGUAUCUUGUAUCCAGAUUCUUCUCAAGUUCAGAUGUAGCUUUUAUUUCUUAUGUCUCCUUAAAUUUUGUGUUUGGCCUGUGUACCAUGCUGGUGACUCUCUUACCUCGUCUGUUAGCUAUAAUUUCCAAAGUGCAGAGUUUUCAGAACAUCUACAAUAUCCUCAGAUGGGCAUUCAUCAUAUUCCCACAAUUCUGCUUAGGCCAAGGCUUAAUAGAGCUUUCGUACAAUCAGAUCAAGUUUGACCUUACCAGUAACUUUGGAAUAGAUUCAUAUGUGAGCCCGUUUGAGAUGGAUUUCCUGGGCUGGAUUUUUGUGGAAAUGGCUCUUCAGGGAACAUUGCUACUUCUUUUACGUCUUUUCCUUCAUUGGGAUCUCCUCCAGAAGCAAAGGGGUCAUUGUUCAAUUAACAACAUAGUCAGCCCAUCAGAAGAUGUUGAUGUAGAAAUGGAGCGACAGCGACUCUUUGGUGGAAAAACUGGUAAUGAUGUGCUACUUCUGUACAACCUCAGGAAAUGUUAUGGAGGUUUCAGUAAAAAGAACACAGCUGUGGAAAACAUAAGCUUGGGAAUACCAAAGGGAGAGUGUUUUGGACUCCUGGGAACAAAUGGAGCUGGAAAAAGCACAACAUUUAAGAUGCUGACUGGAGAUAUCAUCCCAUCUGCAGGACGUGCUGUUAUUCGGACUCCUACUGGGUCUGAAAUGGAUAUACUGUCUGCUAGCUCUGAGGGCAUUCUCAUUGGCUAUUGUCCACAGCAAGAUGCCCUGGAUGAACUUCUAACGGGUUGGGAGCAUCUUUAUUAUUACUGCACACUGCGUGGAAUUCCAAAGCAGCAUAUCCCACAGGUUGCAGAGGACCUUGUUAACCGGUUACACCUCAAUGCCCAUGCAGACAAACUGGUGAGAACAUACAGUGCUGGCACAAAGAGGAAGCUCUCUACUGCUGUGGCUUUAGUUGGUAAACCCCAAAUACUUUUACUGGAUGAGCCCAGCUCUGGGAUGGAUCCCUGCUCUAAACGCCACCUUUGGAAAACCAUCCUGAAGGAAGUUCAGGAUGGCUGUGCAGCUGUGCUGACAUCUCACAGUAUGGAAGAAUGUGAAGCUCUCUGCACACGGCUUGCUAUUAUGGUCAAUGGAAGUUUUAAGUGUCUUGGUUCUCCCCAGCAUAUUAAAAACAGGUUUGGAGACGGUUAUUCAGUCAAGGUUUGGCUUAGUAAAGAAACAAGCUAUCGAAGAAUUAUUUUGGACUGCCUACAACUGCACUUUCCUGGAACACAGUUUAAGGGACAACAUCUCAAUCUGCUUGAGUACCACGUACCACGAAGUCAGGGAUGUUUAGCAGAGCUCUUCAGAGUCCUAGAGAAUCACAAAGGUUUUCUCCAAAUCAAACACUAUUCCAUUAGCCAAACCACAUUAGAGCAGGUAUUCAUUAAUUUUGCUACACAGCAGCAAGGAGUCUCACAUUCUUCACCAGGAUCUCCUGUUGAGCAUCAUGACCACCUUGCACUCUAGGCUCAGAAAAGGAUAAAGCUUCAGCAGCACAUAUAUGUGUGUGUAUGUUUGCGUGUACAUAUACACACAAGUUACAUGCAAUAAUUUUUCAACUGUGAACAAUUUGUGUAUGAGAAACAAAUAAUAGAAGCAGAGGUGAAUUUGCAUUUGAAGGCCAGAAGGAAUGGUACCAGUUCUUGGUUAAACAAGAAACUGGUUAUAUGCAGACCAAAAAUCUGCCAAAAGGUAAAAAUUAACUGGAAUUUUAAAAUAUAAAUGGCCUAAUUAAUGCAGAGGAAAAAAAUCAUCUGAAAUGUCAGUGCAUAGUAGAUUUUUUUUGUGGUGACUGCAUUGAUUUGGGUACAGUACUCUCUCGCAUGUACAUUUAAUAUCUAAUUUUUACAUGACAAGUCAAGAAAAAACCAUUGAAUGAUAGCAGUAGCUAGGCUG